AUGGGGUUGCGUGACGAGCCCAAGUCGAUCCCGCAAAGGCCAAAGAGGAGAACCCCCGCGAAAAAGAAGACGCCCAAGAAGCCCAAAUGGACCGCCGAGACUAUCGUGAGGGAUCCAAAGUCUCCUCUAGCCACGGCGAAUCUGAGGAGCAUCCUAUGCAACACCAUGGCGUGGACAUGCUUGGACCAAGCCGACAAGGCGGAAAUUCUAGCCCUCUUCCCCGAUAGAGAUCACGUCCUUGACGCUGACACGGAAGACGCGCGACCGAACCUUGCGUCGCUGAUGAACGACGACAGCUUCCGCUACGACUGCGCCGCGUACACGGAGAACAUUGCGCAGGGCCGGCACGACCCGGAGUGGCUCGCCUCUGCGUGGAGCGCGCACGAGAGGAGGAAGGCGGGUGACUUUGACGAAUUUCUGGUGGAGAGGCUGGAGGGGGACUGGGGCGUUGAGAUUCCAAAAGGAGUGAGGACGGCGAGGGGGGCUGGUGUCGUUGUAGUUGACGAGUGCCUGUGGCGGCCUUCGUCGAGGACGGCGGUGGGCAAGGGGGCCGGCCCGGCUCCGGAGUAG
Trichoderma citrinoviride is the source of this 570-nucleotide messenger RNA. RefSeq lists its product as hypothetical. The record is from RefSeq and is a predicted model, not a curated record. NCBI's taxonomy places the organism in Eukaryota, Fungi, Ascomycota, Sordariomycetes, Hypocreales, Hypocreaceae. The transcript is spliced from 4 exons. Bases 1 to 570 code for a protein of 189 amino acids.